Molecule: messenger RNA, 1730 nt
Organism: Helianthus annuus (common sunflower)
Lineage: Eukaryota; Viridiplantae; Streptophyta; Magnoliopsida; Asterales; Asteraceae
Product: arabinosyltransferase XEG113
Exons: 12
Coding region: 1-1710 (569 amino acids)
Biological process (GO): cell wall pectin biosynthetic process
Cellular component (GO): Golgi apparatus
Molecular function (GO): arabinosyltransferase activity
Source: RefSeq, a predicted model, not a curated record
AUGUUAGAUGUGGCACCACCAUCUUCCCCAAAUCAAACACUUGAUUCUACUUCACUAAGAGUAGGUGAUGGGAAACCAAAAUCUAUUUGGGUAGCACCCGCGCCAGGUUCAAAGAUGCCUCCAUUGGAGACAUUUCGGUUAACCAAAGAAAUGGUUCAAGAAAGGGUGAAAGAUAAUGUUAUAAUUACAACAUUUGGUAACUACGCUUUCAUGGACUUUAUCCUCACAUGGGUUAAGCGCUUGACAGAUUUGGGCGUCGAGAAUCUUCUUGUUGGUGCAAUGGACAUAGAGCUAUUGGAGGCUUUGUAUCGGAAGGGUGUACCGGUUUUUGAUAUGGGGAGUCAUAUGAGCGAAAUAGACGUUGGAUGGGGAUCGCCAACUUUUCAUAAAAUAGGAAGGGAAAAAGUCAUUCUCAUUGAUUCAAUGCUACCCUUUGGUUUUGAAUUACUCAUGUGUGAUAGUGAUAUGGUUUGGUUGAAGAAUCCACUCCCGUAUCUUGCGCGUUAUCCUGAAGCAGAUAUAUUAACAUCAACCGAUCAAGUUACACCAACGGUAACUGAUGAGCGGUUAGACAACUGGCAAGAAGUUGGAGGCGCAUACAAUAUAGGUAUGUUCCACUGGCGACCAACGGAUUCGGCUAAAAGAUUGGCGAAAGAAUGGAAAGAAAUGCUUUUAGCUGAUGAGAACGUAUGGGACCAAGCCGGUUUCAAUGAUCUUUUGCACAAGCAGCUAGGCCCACCGGUUGAUGACGAAAGUGGACUUGUUUAUGCUUAUGAUGGAACUCUAAAGCUUGGGCUUUUGCCUGCUAGUAUAUUUUGUAGUGGCCAUACUUAUUUUAUUCAGGCCAUGUAUCAACAAUUGAGAUUGAAGCCAUAUGCUGUACAUACCACAUUUCAAAUCGGCUCUGAGGGAAAACGCCACAGGUUACGUGAAGCUAUGGUUUUCUACGAUCCACCAGAAUAUUAUGACUCACCAGGAGGUUUCUUGACAUUCAAGCCAUCUAUUCCAAAAAGCUUAUUACUUGAUGGGGAACAUAAUCUUCAAACACAUUUCAGUCUUGUUAAUUACCAAAUGAAGCAAAUAAGGACUGCCCUUGCCAUAGCAUCAAUUUUAAACCGUACAUUGGUUAUGCCUCCGGUGUGGUGUAGGUUGGAUAAAUUAUGGUUUCCACAUUCUGGAAUUAUCGCAGGGUCGAUGACAAGACAACCGUUCAUCUGUCCUCUGGAUCAUGUAUUUGAGGUGCAUACAAUGUUAAAGGCAUUGCCCGUUGAGGAAUAUGGGCCAGGAAACAAUAUAAGAGAGUAUUCUUUCUUUGACAAUCCGUCGACGCCUGCACAGGUUAAGGAUUCAUGGCUUGAUGUACAAUUAUGUCAACAAGGGUCGGAAAAGUGCCAAUCAAACAUUACAAACACAACUAGAGUACUCAGAUUUCCAAAGCACAACAACGAAGAAACGUUGACAACAUUGUUAUCCCCAUUGAAAGAUGUCAAAGUCAUCCAAUUUUCAUCAAUGCAAGAUGCCUUCCUAGGAUUCUCUGACAAGGCGAGUGAAGAAAAAUUCAGGAAGCGUGUGAAGCGAUAUGUUGGAAUAUGGUGUUGUGUUGGUGGCCACGAUCCAGGUCACAUUUAUUAUGACAUGUAUUGGGACGAAAAACCUGAUUGGAAGCCUCUCCCUCCCCAAACCCCAGAAGACGAUCAUCCUUAUAGAUGAACGAUUACUGUUAAAAUUAC